Messenger RNA from Actinia tenebrosa (Australian red waratah sea anemone), 1834 nucleotides. RefSeq names its product lysophosphatidylserine lipase ABHD12. Gene Ontology annotation, biological process: monoacylglycerol catabolic process; phosphatidylserine catabolic process. The record is from RefSeq and is a predicted model, not a curated record. Gene Ontology annotation, molecular function: phosphatidylcholine lysophospholipase A1 activity; monoacylglycerol lipase activity. NCBI's taxonomy places the organism in Eukaryota, Metazoa, Cnidaria, Anthozoa, Actiniaria, Actiniidae. Gene Ontology annotation, cellular component: endoplasmic reticulum membrane.
UCAAAAAUGGCGGCCAAAGAUAAGAGUAAAAAAGGAGAGAAAUCCAUGGCACAGCAAAAAUCUAUAAAUUUAGGGACUUUCCUUAAAAGCUUGAUAAAACUGUCAAUAGUUAUCCCUUUGUCUGUUUAUCUUCUGUUAGUGGUUGUCAUGUACAAUUCAUCAUGGGCAAGAAAACAAGUUAUUUAUUUAAACUAUGUUAAAGAUCCCUUUACUGAUUAUUCCAAACCAUAUAAACAUGGAAUUGAAAAUUCAACAAAUUUUUACAUUAAUGGACCUGCUGGGAAGCUAGGAGCUUGGUAUGUAAAAGCAAAAAAUGAUGAAAUACCAUUUGACCAGCCAUUUCACCUUACAGAUGGAAACCCAGUAUUCAUUUAUUUUCAUGGAAAUGCAUUCUCUAGAGCAAAUGAGCAUCGAUUAGCAUUGUAUAAGGUUUUAUCAUCGCUGUCGUAUCAUGUUGUAACGAUAGAUUAUAGAGGUUUUGCUGAUUCAGAUGGUCAUCCAUCAGAACAAGGUCUUAUUGAGGAUGGUCUUGCUACUUGGGAUUGGGUUAAAUCGAGGUCCGCAGACGCACCUGUUUUCAUUUGGGGGCAUUCAUUAGGAUCCGCUGUGGCGGCUGGCGUAGCAAAAGUGCUAUGUGAUAAAGGUUCCCCGCCAUCUGGAAUCAUUCUUGAGGCGCCCUUCAAUAACGUUUAUGAUGCGGGAAAAGAACACGCCAUCGCAAAGCCAUUCAGAUUUUUACCCUUUUUUGAGGAGAUUGUGAUGGAUGAGGUAAAGCAACUUUUCAGAACGGACAAAAGGAUAUCACACAUUUAUUGCCCAAUUCUUAUGUUACAUGAUCAAGACGAUGAAAUCAUCCCCUUCAAGUUCGGAAAAAAGUUGUAUGUACAAGCACGACAAAGUCGUCCUUCGAAUGCAAAACCCGUGCAUCUGAUCGAGUUUAAUGGCAAACAUGGGCAUAACUGGAUCUGUGAUUCUAAACUGUUGCCUCGCAUUUUAAGGGACUUCCUGGAGCAAAAUUCUUUGCAAAGUGAGCAAACCGUCUUCGCAGACAAAAAAGAUUAACCAAUGUCAUAAUUAACAAUUCUUUAACUCGUUGCUCGACUUAUUAUUUUGUUUUUUCACUUUUCGGAUUUUGCUUUUCACUCUUCGGGCUUUGUUUUUCCAUUUUCCACUUUGGCCCAGUUUUACACUUUUUAAAAUCGAAAAACAAAAACCGAAAAGUUGAAAGCGAAAUCCAAAAAAAUGAAAAUCACUUUUCGGAUUUUGUUUUUACACUUUAUGUUUUUGUUUUUAAACUUUUGAAAACCGAAAAAAUCCGAAAAGUCAAAAACAAAAUCCAUUGGCGACCCUACUGGGCUCGUAUCCCUGGUCAACUUCGUAGUCGUCAGUGUCGUUCGCAGAUCCACCCAAUCCCUCCCCACCGACGGAUCCGAGAGGAUCUGGGACCGAUACUAAUGACGGCUGGACAAAUUAUAUUAGACUUUUACUAGCCUGCAGAGCAGAGUUCUUGUAAUGUGUUUGAGAAAGAAUCGGGGUUUUGGGAUUCCUGUUUCAACUACGUGCCUGCGAGAAAAAUGGGACCUAGCAAAAAAAGGGAACGCUUUUUUUGCUCAAAUUUAAAUUUUCACUCGUUCCAAAUUUCCAAAGUUCCCAAAACCACAAGAACGCUAUGGCAAGCCGUUACUGCCAAAAGGGAUCGAGAUUUUUUUAAGGGGGGUUGAAAUUUUUUUCUUUGUCCAGAUUAACUUUUUAGCGAUCGAAAUAUAUAUAUACACUGUUCAAUUUUUUUAUUCCAGCCUCAGUUGCUGCUAGCGAGUUUUUCUGCUUAUUCUCG